AUGCACACCAAUUCCGGUGACAGCAAUAGCAUUGUGGUGAAUGAGGAGAUCCGGCGACUGUUGCCCGACUGGCCGUCGGGUCCGCUCGACACUUACCGGAAGAGAGCGUCGUUUGAUUGGCGCAAAAUGAAGCUCCUGUUGGAGGGCGAAGACAUCAUCCGAUUUAAGCUACGAAUCGCCCGAUCGCUGGAAAAGGAUCCGCUGUUCGCACACCACCCGAGCCAAGAGAUGACCCGCGACCAGCACCGGGAGAUCACUUUGAAACGCAUGAAACGCCUCAUGGAGUAUGACUUUCUGCCCGACGAAGAGUUUAUGGCCAAUCCGUUGCUCACACAACACAUGUACAACACGUUGGGUCAGUACGACUGGUCCCUAUCGGCCAAGAAGUUUCUGGCGUACGAGUUCGUGACGGUCAGCCUACGGGGCGCCGGCUCUAGUCGUCAUCUGAGUGUAUUGGAUCAGUUGAUGGAGUUCGAGGCGUUGGGCUGUUUCGCGCUCACAGAGAUGGCUCACGGAUCCAACACCAAAGCGAUGGCCACACGCGCCGACUUUGACCCCCAGACAAAUGAGUUCAUACUGAAUACACCCAACUUUGAGGCCUCGAAGGUAUGGUCCGGCAAUUUGGGCAAAACGGCUACUCAUGCCGUGGUGUUUGUCCAGCUGUACGUCAAUAGCAAAUGUCACGGAUUGAGUGCAUUUAUUGCCCCGAUUCGCGACCCGAAGACACUGUUACCCUAUCCGGGCAUUACUGUCGGCGAUAUGGGACCCAAAAUAGGUCUCAACGGUUUGGACAACGGGUUCCUUCAGUUCAAGAACUAUAGGGUUCCCAAAGACCUACUGAUGAACCGAAUCGGAGAUGUGGACAAAGACGGCACUUAUGUCACUGAAAUCAAAGACAAUAAGAAACGAAUGGGCGUUACUUUGGGAACACUAUCCAUGGGUCGGGUCGGCAUCAUUGGAAUGGCCAUCACUAAUAUGCAGAAAGCGCUUCCCAUUGCCAUCAGAUACUCAGCCGCCAGAAGACAAUUCGGUCCGCCCGGACAGGAAGAGCUGCCGGUGAUUGAGUACCAGAUGCAACAAUGGAGAUUAUUACCAUAUUUGGCCGCGUGUUAUGUGUUGGACAACUUCAGUAUGUCUUUUCACAGAGAUUUCAUGAACUUUCAGAUCUCUGUGCUCUUCGGCACGACAUCGCCGGAGCUGUCAGAACAGGGACAGGAGAUACACGCCCUGUCGAGCGCCGCCAAACCGCUGGCCGGUUGGGUCUGCAGGGAUGCCAUACAAGAGUGUCGCGAGGCGUGCGGAGGUCACGGCUAUCUGAAGGCGUCGGGUUUGGGAGAGCUUAGGGACGAUCACGACGCCAACAACACCUAUGAGGGCGACAAUAAUGUGCUUCAAAUGCAAACCAGUAAUUAUUUGAUGCGUUUGUGGCAAUUGAAGGUCGAAGAGGGCCGACCAUUCACUUCCCAAUUCGGUUCCGUCGACUUCUUGGACCAAAUGGACGCUCACCUCAAGAAGCGAAUGCAUGUGACGGCACCCGACGAUGUCAUGCGAAUGGACGUCAUUCUCGACGCCUAUAGAUUUCUCGUCAGUUAUCUCAUGAGAAUGUCUGUCAAUAAACUGAAGCGUGAGUUGGAUUCGGGCAAAGACUUGUUCACCGCGCGAACCAAUAGCCAAGUCUACUGCUGUCGAUCCCUAUCCCUGGCCUUCAUUGAACACGUAGUGCUCGACCGCUGGAAUACCUUCAUUCAAGUGGAGAUGACUGACCAGUCGUUGGCCAACGUAUUGAAGCGUUUGGGCUCUCUAUACGGCUUGUGGUCGUUGGAGAAACACUUGUCCACUCUAUACGAGGGCGGCUACUGUUCGGGUCCGACACCCACUCAAUACAUCCGCCAAUCAAUACUUAAACUGUGCGCUCAACUCAAAGACGAAGCCGUGACUCUCGUGGAUGUGAUCGCACCGACAGAUUUCAUGCUCAACUCGGCGUUAGGCAAGUCUGACGGACAGAUCUACAAGAAUAUAUACGAGUCGAUUCUGGCCGCACCCGGAGCUCUAUCGCGGGCCGACUGGUGGAAAGAGUUUGUCCACAAUAAGCCGAAUGUGGCUUCAAUUAAACCCAAGUUAUAA
Molecule: messenger RNA, 2124 nt
Organism: Medioppia subpectinata
Lineage: Eukaryota; Metazoa; Arthropoda; Arachnida; Sarcoptiformes; Oppiidae
Source: the annotation of a GenBank genome assembly